AUGAGUAGACAAGUAUAUGAUGCUGCCCGAGAAGCUUAUAGUGAUGAUUUGAUGUCUAAGUUGGUGUCAUAUCAAUACGGCAGUCAUAAUGACCCAUUACAUGGAUUAGUUAUCAUCAAUGAUUUACUUCUUGGCCAUUCCCUUUUACUUGAUGGAUACAAUAAACGUCAAUUGGAAUUCAGAGAUCUUAAUUUUAAACGAUACCAGGUCGAUACCAAUGAAAGUUUGAACUGUUUAGAGGUCAAAGUGAAAAAUGACGGUACCAAAUCACCUUCUUCUUCCAACGAGGACGGGUCUGAGGAUCAUAACAAUAUGAAAAAUCAAUCAACCACCAAAUCUUCAUCAUUUAAUGGUAAAUUGAAACCUAUUCAAUAUCUUAAUGGAGCUCCUGAUAUGUCCAAAACACUUGAAAAGGAAACAGUUCAUUGUAUAAGAAAUAAGAAUAUCAAUCUUUGUGUAAUAGCUGCCAUUGGAUUGUUAUUGUUUUAUAGAUUUGAUAAUUUAACAGGAGAUUUGAGAUUAUUACCGUUACCGAAGUUCAAUUCCUUUGAACUGUGGAAUAAAUUGAAAUUGUUAUUCAAAGAUGCUCAAAGAUCAACCACUCCAAUAUCUAGAGGUUCAGAAAUUUAUCUUAUUAGUUUGGCAUUUUCUCAAGCUGGUAUUCAACCUCCUAUUGGUUUAGGUGGUGAUUUGGGAAGGAAAGGUAAUAUGAAGAACUUAUCUAAAGCCGGGAUCAAAUUAAGAAUACCGAACAAUAAUUCCAUUAGUAAUGAUUUACCGGAGAAGGAAUUUGUUAAGAAAGUUGCAGGGUUUGAAAAAGAUGAACCGGUUAAAUUGAAUAGAGACAUUGAACCUCCGGCUAAGUUGAUGACAAAAGUAUUUCCAUGGUUGGAAAGAGUCAUUAGUGAAUAUCAAUCAUAUGCUUCUGAUGUUGGACGUAAUGGAUCGGAUUUUUAUCAUUUCUUACAAUUCUUGAAAGAGUUGAGGAAAGUCAUCUUACAAGAUUUGGCGGUGAUUAUAAAUUUACAUGAUGAUAGUAUAUUUAAGGAUAUGAAACUUUUGAAUGAUAAGGAGUUCAUUGAGUACCUGAAAGUGGUGUUUGAAGGGUAUAAGAAGGAUCAACAACGAUCGAUUGAUGCAUUAAGUGGUCCAAUAGUACCGCCGGUUACUGUGGUUCCUUUGAAUGUACCGGGUCCUGGAGUACCUUCUGGGGUAUCUUCUGGGGUAAUUUCUGGUGUUACUGCUCCAGUAACAGUUACUGGUUCUACCACUGGUCCUAAGGCCCCUUCGGCAUCCAAGUCCAUACCACGGGAAAGACAACUUAGUUUCUCUUCGGGAAAACCUUUGCAUAUUGAAAUCCUCACAUCGGAUGAUUCUCCUGAAUUCCGAUCUCCUGAAGUUACAAAAUCAAGACCUUCAGCUGGUCAAAUCAUCAUUGAAACCAUCCCCAAAUCUGAUACUCCUUCCAAAAAAGUCAAAAAGACUAAACCCAAGAAAUCAAAGAAAUCAAAAGAUAAACCUGAUUUCAAUAUUAUCCAAGAUGAUUAUUCUCCUCCUUUACCCCAACAAGUUUUACCUCCAGCAAUGACAUCUCCAGCAAUAACAUCCCCGGCCAUGACAUCCCCGGCAGCAUCAUCUCCAGUUAUGAAUCUCCUGCAAUAUAUGAAUCCACAGAUGCAACAAUAUGCAGCUGCCAAUCAGAUGGGCUAUUAUGCUCCAAGAUAUUACCAAAGUCCUUUCAAUCUCAAUGGCUGGCAAAUGCAAGUGAAUAAUUUGAAUCAAAAAUACACUCAAAGUUUGGAGAAUAAUAAAGUCUUGGAAGAAAGAAUCAAAUCUCUUGAAGGUUUGAAUGAAAAACUUAAUGAGAAAGUGGAAUCGAUUGACGAAAAGGCAAGUAUUAAGUUACUCAAAGACCAAAAUAAAGCCUUGAAACAAUUGGUAGAAUCAUUAGUUGAUUCUAAAUCUGAUGUAUCUUUGAAAGGUGAAGUACGGAACCUCCUUGAUACUAUCACAGCGGAUUUCGGUAUUAAAAAACCAAAAGUGGCCGAACCUGAAGUUUCGAAAUCGAAAUCAGGGCCAAAAACCAACACAUCAAAAACCAGUACCUCAAUAGAGACAGAACCACGUCCACAAACUGAAGGAAAUGGUGGUACAGAGUACGUUGUAGUGGAAAAUAUUGAUGCAGAAAAAGACGGUGAGGUUACAGGAAGCGAAGAUGAAGAGAUGGAAUCGGCCGCGGAUGAAGAUUAUGUAGAGGAAAUUGAUAGUGAAGAUGAACCCCUUCCUAGUGAUGAUGAUAUGAGGGAUGAUACUCCUGAAAGUCCUGAAGAAAUCUUUGAUGAGACUCUCGUUGAUGAAGAUAAUAAAGAGAAUGAAUACCAAUCGAAGAAGAAAUCCAAAACAUUAAAAAGAGGUGGAGAAGUUAUAGAACUCGUCACCCCAAAAAGGAAACAUUUAUCACCAUCACCAGCAGCACCUAAUAAUGAUGGUCUGCUUAUACAUAGAACCAGACGGAAGAAUUCGGUGUCAGACAUGACAGAAACAGUCAAACCACCUCCUCAAGGUCCAAUACUUUCAGUAAUUAGUGGUAAGGGACAUUCUCCAAUCAUUGUCCCCCCAGCCAUUAGUCAAAUUCCUGAAGAUUCUCCUGUGGUCCAUGAAUAUAUUCUGUACAAUUUCCGUAAUCAUGAGAAAUGGGGAAUAAUCAAUUAUCUUGUUAGACUGAAAAAUCCUCAUCCCAAAAAGAAGAAGAAAUUCAUUGUCGUUGAUGAAAGUGAAAAAGUAAGAUCAAAACAUACCCAAUCACCACCAAAGGAUUCUCCACCAAAAGAUUCUUCAUCAAAAGAUUCCCCACCAAAGAGUUCUCCAUCUAAAAAUUCUCCAUCUAAAAGUGCAUCAAAAAAAUCACCAAAGAAAUUCACCACCACACCAAAAAUCAAUCGAAUCGUUGAAAGUCCGCAAAAAUCCUCAAAAACCCCUGAAGUUGAUGAUCCUGUUGAUCCUGUGGGAACCGAUACUACUGAACCAAGUGAUAUAAUGGAACUAUACAAAGAAUGGUUCUUAGGUUCGGGAGAUCAAUUGUCUGUAGUUGAAAAAGAUCAACGAUUCGGUACCAGAUGGUUAGUGGGUAAUUCCAAGAGUUAUUAUUACCGUCGGAAGAACGUAGCACAGUUGUUGGUUCAUCUUCGAAAGAAUUCUAAACUUGAAGCUUUACAUCUUCAAAAAUUGGAAGAUAUUGUACAAUAUGUGGAAAUAUUUCGAAAUUCCAAGAAGUUGAGUGUUAUUGAAUUCAAUGCUUUGUGUCAUAAGGACAAAGUUACCAAGGUGGCCAAUGAUGUUGAGAUCUACCUUAAGAGAAAGAAGAUUCUAUAG
Messenger RNA from Yamadazyma jaroonii, 3372 nucleotides. The record is from the annotation of a GenBank genome assembly. NCBI's taxonomy places the organism in Eukaryota, Fungi, Ascomycota, Pichiomycetes, Serinales, Debaryomycetaceae.